Molecule: messenger RNA, 249 nt
Organism: Phytophthora infestans T30-4
Lineage: Eukaryota; Oomycota; Peronosporomycetes; Peronosporales; Peronosporaceae
Exons: 2
Coding region: 1-249 (82 amino acids)
Source: RefSeq, a predicted model, not a curated record
AUGGCUUCGAUUUUGGGCGUUUCCCGACACCACAAAUGCCCCCACCGCACCUCGAACCUGGGCAAAGCCGAACGGCGUGGUGCCUGCGUUUUCAGCGUCAUGUCCAAGUCGCCCCGCGGUCUUGACGAAGCUCACCGUGUCGCCUUUUGGCUCAGUAGCGAAGGCCAAGCUUCAUCAACGAACAUGGCUCCGGCUGCUGCAACACCACAAAGCCUCGGCUGUGACGUCCGUGCCUCCUGCUGCUUCUAA